This is a messenger RNA of Phytophthora nicotianae INRA-310, 1963 nucleotides long. Its product is annotated as glyceraldehyde-3-phosphate dehydrogenase. The record is from RefSeq and is a predicted model, not a curated record. Bases 155 to 1963 code for a protein of 602 amino acids. Gene Ontology annotation, biological process: glycolytic process; glucose metabolic process. The transcript has a single exon. Lineage: Eukaryota; Oomycota; Peronosporomycetes; Peronosporales; Peronosporaceae. Gene Ontology annotation, molecular function: oxidoreductase activity, acting on the aldehyde or oxo group of donors, NAD or NADP as acceptor; triose-phosphate isomerase activity; NAD binding.
GCGAUCCAAGUUGAAUCCCCUCAAGUUGCAACUCGAGGUUUUAUUCACACGAGCCAAACUUCGACCGCCCUUGCUUGCGCAUCAGCGAGCAUUGGGCUCAUUCUCGGAUUCUCCGUCCAAGCCGCAAGGUCCCCAGCCACUCUUCAUAUCCACAAUGGCCUUCCGUCAGGUGUUCAAGACGCAGGCGCGUCACAUGAGCUCGAGCUCGCGCAAGUUCUUCGUGGGCGGCAACUGGAAGUGCAACGGCUCCCUGGGGCAGGCGCAGGAGCUCGUGGGAAUGCUCAACACGGCCAAGAUCCCGGCCGACGUGGAGGUGGUCGUGGCGCCGUCGCAGGUGCACGCUGCCACCGUCAAGGCCUCGCUGCGCGCCGACGUGCGUGUCAGUGGCCAGGACGUCUGGAAGCAGGGCAACGGCGCCUUCACGGGCGAGACCUCGGCCGAGAUGCUCAAGGACCUGGGUGCUGAGUACACACUCGUGGGCCACAGUGAGCGCCGCGAAAAGGGCGAGACCAACGAGAUCGUGGCCAAGAAGGCUGCUUACGCUCUUGAGAAGGGGCUUGGCGUCAUUGCCUGCAUCGGUGAGACCAAGGAGCACCGUGAAGCCAACCAGACGGUGACCUACAUCACGGAGCAGCUCGACGCUUACGCCGCCGAGAUCAAGGACUGGACCAACGUCGUUAUUGCUUACGAGCCCAUCUGGGCCAUCGGCACAGGUCUCACGGCCUCCCCUGAGCAGGCUCAGGAGGUACACGCCAGCAUCCGUGCUUGGCUUAAGGAGAAGGUGUCGCCCGAUGCCGCUGACAAGACCCGCGUCAUCUACGGUGGCUCGGUUGGCGCUAAGAACGCCCCGGAGCUCUCGCAGAAGGAGGACAUUGACGGCUUCCUGGUCGGCGGUGCUUCGCUCAAGCCUGACUUCCUCCACAUCAUCAACGCCCAGAACCCAACGACCAACGUCGGUGGUGCUGUGAACGUUGCUAUCAACGGCUUCGGCCGUAUCGGUCGUCUGGUGCUGCGUGCUGCUGCCAAGAACCCGCUCAUCAACAUCGUUGCUAUCAAUGACCCGUUCAUUUCGACUACGUACAUGGAAUACAUGCUCGAGUACGACACGGUGCACGGCAAGUUCGAUGGCUCGCUCUCGCACGACGAGAAGCACAUCUUCGUGAACGGCAAGCCUAUUCGUGUGUUCAACGAGAUGAACCCUGCCAACAUCAAGUGGGGAGAGGAGCAGGUGCAGUACGUGGUGGAAUCCACGGGUGCCUUUACGACCCUCGAGAAGGCAUCGGCUCACAUGAAGAACGGUGUGGAGAAGGUGGUGAUCUCGGCUCCGUCCAGCGACGCCCCCAUGUUCGUGAUGGGCGUGAACCACGAGCUGUACGAGAAGAACAUGCACGUGGUGUCGAACGCUUCGUGCACGACGAACUGUUUGGCUCCUUUGGCCAAGGUGGUGAACGACAAGUUCGGCAUCAAGGAAGGUCUGAUGACGACUGUGCACGCUGUGACUGCCACGCAGAAGACGGUUGACGGUCCGUCCAAGAAGGACUGGCGUGGUGGCCGUGGCGCUUGCUUCAACAUCAUCCCGAGCUCCACUGGUGCCGCCAAGGCUGUGGGCAAGGUGAUUCCGAGUCUGAACGGCAAGCUGACGGGCAUGUCGUUCCGUGUGCCGACUGCUGAUGUGUCUGUGGUGGAUCUGACUGCUCGUCUGGUGAACCCCGCCUCAUACGACGAGAUCAAGGCUGCUAUUAAGUCGGCGAGUGAGAACGAGAUGAAGGGAAUUCUCGGCUACACUGAGGAGGCAGUCGUCUCGAGUGACUUCAUCGGCGACUCGCACUCGUCGAUCUUCGAUGCUGAGGCUGGCAUUGCUCUGACCGACGACUUCGUGAAGCUUGUGUCGUGGUAUGACAACGAGUGGGGUUACAGCUCGCGUGUGCUGGACCUGAUCGAGCACAUGGUCAAGAACGAGUAA